This is a messenger RNA of Cheilinus undulatus (humphead wrasse), 6167 nucleotides long. RefSeq names its product adhesion G protein-coupled receptor A2 (gene adgra2). Gene Ontology annotation, biological process: cell surface receptor signaling pathway; sprouting angiogenesis; central nervous system development. The record is from RefSeq and is a predicted model, not a curated record. Gene Ontology annotation, cellular component: plasma membrane; Wnt signalosome. NCBI's taxonomy places the organism in Eukaryota, Metazoa, Chordata, Actinopteri, Labriformes, Labridae. The transcript is spliced from 19 exons. Gene Ontology annotation, molecular function: protein binding; G protein-coupled receptor activity. Bases 654 to 4814 code for a protein of 1386 amino acids.
GCAAGCAGGCAAAAACCGCUAGAUUUUGGGAAUUACACAGGAGCUGAACAGGACCAGCUCACUCCUUGUCCGAACUCUUUAUCCUGUUUGAACGUGUCGGAAGUGUCUCUUUAGAGAAGUCUACGGAAACCUCGGGGAUACGGGAAAAGCGCGGAGGAAAACUUUUUAAGAGCAGCGAUACAACAGAAAAAAGUUAGAGAUUGUACUUUUACUGAACUUCUUCAAACAGAUGACAGUGUGGCUCUGGAUCUGACUGCUCCGUCGUGACUUUAUCAACCUCUGGAUUAACUUUUAGAGAGGGGGGAUUAUCAGGGCACUCCCUAAGUAUCCUUCAAACAGUGAAAACUUCUCAAGAUAAUUGGGUCGAGGAACAACUUUUAAGAGAGAUUCCUGCGCCUGUGUGUAGGUGUUGGAGACGUGUGGAUGGACUCUCUCUGUAAGUUUAGUUGCCGUGCGCCAAAGCUGCCAUGACAUAACGGGACACCGCUGGAAAACCAAGACUGCUCAAUGUUCCUGGAGUGACCGGAUGGUGAGAGUCUACUGCUGAGUGGAAGAUCUCCACGUUAGCAGCUCAUUCAAGACUGAAACAAAAACAGGCCAGCUCCGUAUCCUCCUCACGCCCUCCUCUGUGAUCUUCAUGCUGGAGAUAUGGGAUGACUGGAGGCGGGGGUGCAGCUGAGGUGAGCUCCAGCCGAAGGACAAUGUUUGCGCCCGGCGUUGGCAUCCCUUCGCUGCCGGGGCGUCUGGUACUGAUGCUGCUCCUGCUGUGCUGCUGUGAGCCCAGGCUCUCCACGGCCUGUCCCGGGUUACUGGCCUCCACCAGCGGUUGCAGCUGCACGGAGGAUCGGGGGAAAGCGCACGGUGUUCAGAGCCAGGCUGUGGGGAGGAGGGUCAGCUGCACCAAGGAGGAGCUGAGUGAACCUCCGGAUGGGAGCCUGCUGCCCAACAGGACCGUCACCCUGAUACUGAGCCACAACAAAAUCAGAGUCCUGAAAAAUGGAUCCUUCAGUGGACUUUUUGCUUUGGAGAAACUGGACCUCAAGCACAACUUAAUCAGCACCAUUAUGCCCGGAGCUUUCCAAGGCCUGCCUGAGCUUCGGAAACUCGACCUCUCCAACAACCGCAUUGGCUGCCUGACUGCAGACAUGUUCCAGGGGUUGACCAACCUCACCAAACUGAAUCUCUCUGGCAACAUCAUAUCCACGCUGGAUCCAGGAGUAUUUCAGGAGCUGCCAUCCCUCAAGCUAGUGAACUUUAAUUCAGACUACCUUUCUUGUGACUGUGGCCUACGUUGGGUACCUGGCUACUUUCGCAGCACUUCAGCACGGCUGGGGGAUGAGACCCUAUGUGCCUACCCGAGAAACCUGAGGGGAAAACCCCUGCGAGGACUGAGGGAGAGCCAGCUGAGCUGUGAUGGUCCUCUGGAGCUGCACACCCUGUCCCUGCUGCCAUCCCAGCGUCAGGUAGUCUUUAAAGGUGACCGACUGCCCUUCCAUUGCACUGCCGCCUUAGUGGACAAAAUUACUACCUUACACUGGCGUCACAAUGGCCAGCUGGUGAAGUCUGACCCUGAGAUGGGUGUCCAGUUGGAGAGCAAUGCCCUGCAUGACUGUACCUUCAUCACCAGUGAGCUCAUUCUAUACAACGUGCGUGCAGAGGCCAGAGGAGAGUGGGAAUGUGUGGUUUCCACCGGGCGGGGCAACACAUCCCGCAGUGUAGAAAUACUGGUGCUGGAGAACAGCGCCUCCUUCUGUCCAGAAGAUAAAGUUGUCAACAACCGUGGGGAGUUCAGAUGGCCCAGGACUCUGACAGGCAUCACCUCAUAUCAGUACUGCCUGCAGAUGCGAUACCCUUCCCUGUCUAUGGAGGGCGGUAUCGAGCAGAAAAAGGCUUCCAGAUACUGUGAUGACAAUGGAAAGUGGAGAGAUGCAAACUAUACAGACUGUCACUACACCAAUGGUAUCACUCGAGUGCUUCACACUUUUAUCCUGAGGCCCAUCAACGUGUCCAACGCCCUCACUCUGGCACAUCAGGUGCGCACAUACACACUGGAGGCUGCAGGUUUCACCGACUCUGUCGAUGUGUUGUAUGUGGCACAAAUGAUGGAGAAGUUUAUGGAGUAUGUCAAACAGUUACGAGAGUUGUCAGAGGUGUUGGUGGAGAUGGGCAGUAACCUGAUGCAGGUAGAUGAUCAGCUCCUCGCACUUGCCCAGAGAGAAAAGAGGGCCUGCAGCUCCAUUGUUUACUCUCUGGAGACCCUCGCCUGGCCUCAGCUGCACAGUCAUGCUCAGGAUUUCUCCAUGGUGUCCAGGAACAUUGUGAUGGAGGCCCACUUUAUCCGACCAGCCCACUUCACUGGUAUAACCUGCACUGCCUAUCAGCGACGGGACGUCUCAACAGGCGGCCAGGGAGUAGAAAUGCCAGAGUCUACUCAAGAGCAGCAGCUUCGUUUUCGCUGCAGCACUGGCUCCCAUAACACCUCGCUCAACAAUUUUCCCCUAAAGAAUUCAGUAGCCUUGGCCUCUGUAACUCUCCCGGCUACUCUGUUUCCUCCUGACGCUCCUGCAGACUGUAAACUGCAGUUUGUAGCCUUCAGAACAGGCAGCUUUUUUCCCCUGUCUAUGAACUUGAGCAGCACUGGGGAACACUCGCGCAGACGUAGCGUCAACACUCCUGUCAUCUUUGUUGGCCUUGAUGGCUGCAGUAUGUGGAACCACUCUGAGCCCGUUUGGGUUUCUCUGCGCCAUUUGUCCCCUGGUUCUGAUGCUGUGGCAGCGCAGUGGAGCCUUAAGGCACUGGAGAAAUUGGGAAGCUGGAGCCAGGAGGGCUGUCAGCUGGUCUACAGUGACAGUAGCACCUCCACCAUGCGCUGUUCUCUGCUCAGCAACUACGCUGUGCUGCAGGAGGUGCCUGACUUUCCUAACUCCACACCCAUCUCUAUAAGAAUGCUCCACCCUGUGGUGUAUGCCUGCACUGCACUGCUCCUCCUCUGCCUCUUUACCAUCAUCAUCACACACAUACUUCACCACAGUACUAUUCACAUAUCAAGAAAAAGCUGGCACACAUUACUGAACACCUGCUUCCACAUCGCGAUGACAACAGCUAUUUAUGCAGGAGGUAUAAGCUUGACCAGCUACCCAGUGGUUUGCCAAGCAGUGGGGAUUGCGCUGCAUUAUUCCUCUCUGUCGACCCUGCUGUGGAUCGGAGUCAGUGCCAGGGUUCUCUACAAAGAAGCUGUGUGGAGAACGCCCCGACAGCCUGAAGGAGAGCCCCCUGCUCCUCCUACUCAGCGACCUAUGCUCAGGUUCUAUUUGAUAGCGGGUGGAGUUCCUCUUAUCAUUUGUGGAAUCACUGCCGCUGUCAAUGUCAACAACUAUGGAGACAACAGCCCUUACUGUUGGCUCUUGUGGCGCCCCAGUCUGGGCUCUUUCUUUGUCCCUGCUGGCCUGGUGGUGCUGGUGACCUGGAUCUAUUUCCUGUGCACUGGGGUCCGCCUGAGGCACCGUGUAGCCAAAGAAUGCACAGGAACCACGCUGUCCACCCCUGUGACUGAGAGCCAGCCUGCGCUGGCAGGAAGCACCAGCCUCCUCUCAACAGACUCUGUGGUGGGGCCUAUAACUCCUGCUGUGGCCCCAGAGGACCAGUACUCACUGAAGACACAGUUCGUGGUGCUGGUGGGAACCCACUUCCUGUUUGUGGCUCUGUGGUGUUGUGGGGCGAUGGCGAUGUGGCUGACGGGUCGCUCCAGCUUGUUGUUCAGCAGUCUCUAUGGGAUUACUGCUACAGUUUUGGGGGUGUUUCUGGUGGUUCAUCACUGCUUCAGACGCCUGGAUGUACAGGCGUCAUGGCUCGCAUGUUGUCCAGGUUACCGCCGCUCCCAACCCAUGUCCACUUACACACACACCUGCACCACUCUGAGUGGAGUGCAGACCUCAGAGCAGGGAUCACAGCUUUUUAUUAACUGCCAUCCGCCUGCUGAGUCUCAUAACUCCUCGUCAGCUCGGUCAUCAUCCACACCAAGUGGAAUCAGCAGCGUGGGGCCUGGACCUUGCAAACUCACAAACCUGCUGCAGGUAGCUCAAGACAGUCCAAACAACACCACCCGUCCCCCUGCAAGCAACAACACCAGCACCAGUACUGACAACAUCACUAAGCCCACAAACAAUGUUCUGCCAACCAUUAACUCUGCAGCCCCACUGCACCCUCAGAGGAGGAAAGUGGGGAGCAGAACUAAACAAGGGAGCAGCCAGUAUCACCAUCGAGGUGAGGGCAGGGGUCACUAUCGCCUCAAAGCUCUAAGGACUGCUGGAGGAGGAGGCAGCCUGGGAGCUUUAGGACCCUCUGGGUUAGAUCACCUCAGUUCUUCACAUGUGGUUUACAAACAGGCUACAAGUGAGAACGGCAGCCUCCAUCACAGCCUCUCAGAGACCCAGGCCAGCCCACUGACCAAUGGGAAGCGUGCUGGGGAGUCAGUGGCGACCAGCCCCUCAGAGGGGAGUGAUGGGGGUAGCAGUGGGAGUCGUAAACCUUUCCCCCUGCUGCCCUCUAUGGCCAGCAGAGUGGCCAUGCACGGGGCUCAGAGACGUUGCGCCAGCAGAGACAAUUUGAAACUUGCAGCUGCUGCAGAGCGAGACACUAAGCGCUGCUCUUACCCUUUGAACAGUGUCACUAACACUGUGCCGGGGGCCGCUGCUCCAAAUGGCACCCUGAAAAAUUCAGUGCUGGAGCUGGAGCAGGACAUGAGUGGCACCGACCAAUCACAGAGCUCCGUUGGGAUGAAGAGUGGUUUGUGGAAAAGUGAAACCACAGUGUAACCUAUUCUUACAUGUGAACUUCUAUGGAUGACCUUAAUGGACUCUUGAUGAUUGGGUUAUGUUUUAAUGGUCUUUUGAUUGUUAUAAUUAUAUAAUUUAAAUAUAAAAUCAUGGAGGCAGCCAGGACCCUAAACUGGUACAUCUGCCUCUGUAGUAUUAUAAAUAGUUUGCUGUGAAUUGUUUAAAUUUAUUAUGCAGGUUUUUUAUUGUCAUUUUCAAAAUAAGAUACUCAUUUAUUUUAUUCAAUUCACAAAAAAUAUACAAGACAUCUCUGAAAUUAGCAUUUGAUGUUGAUUUUUGAUGUGUAAUGAAAGCUUUACUGUUUUAUUACUGAUUUUUCUAUGCAUAUCAACUAUAGCAUGAAAUGGGGCACUGCAUGCUCCAUUUCCAAAGUACAGCUUUAUGCAUUUAAUCUGUGGACAGUUUUCACCUUUAGGUUUGCUUCAGUUGUGUGUGCUAAUGUAUGCUUCUGUAUGUUUUGUGUGUGAGAGUGUGUGCUAGUGUGUGUUUAACAUGUAUAAAAUACUGAAUUAUUGGAUCUGUGUGGCUGUACAAAAUCUCAUAAUAGAAAAGGCUAUACAAGGCUUUUGAAAAUAAGAAUGAUGAUUUUUUUAUGUUCAUUGUAUUUACUUCCAUUAGCACUGACAGAGCUCAUUUUUUUAAAAAAGUAAGAAAUAACGAAAGGCAGGAGUUGAAAGUAAUUGGCUUUCACUUGAUUCAAUUCUCACUUCAACCUGACAAAUUAUUGCCCCCUAGAGGAUGGUGUAGGAAGCUCUCAGUCCUGUCCAGUAGGGUGAUUCUCACUUACCAUUCAUCUUAAUUUAUUCUGACCUCACAUUAAACCUCAUAAUGGUUUCAAAGAUGUUAAUUAAAAAUGUCAAAUUUGUAUCCACCAUUUUUUUCACGUACCAGUGACCUAAUAAGAAACAUCAAUGCAUGUAGAUCAUGUACGUUUUAACUAUUUUGGUCAAUUUUUUCCUUCAUGUGUUUACCGAUGAGCAAAGGCCAUACUUCUCUUUUUAAACAAUCUGAUACAAUUGCAAUUCAGGAAAUAACGUGAAGAGGAAAUUGUGUGUCUACUAUGCAGCCUGUUGUCAAGGCUUUUUCCUAAUGUUCUCUGAGAGGAAGUUUUACGAGAUCCACACAAUAACAUACUGUAUUUGAAACUUCAUGGUCUCUUAAUACAUUCAGUCUGUUGAGAUGGUGUUAUUGUAUUUCCUGUGUGCACUAUGGGAUUUUUGAUAUGCCCUGAAUAGUUUAUAUUCAGGAUGAAGAACCCAAAGACUUAUCUAUUUCCUGUGACAGUGACUCAUGGAAGCGCUCAUGGAAAACAAAUAUAAACUUUGAGAUACA